GAUAGGGACCAUUCACAAGCUAGUGCUGAUGAAUUACCAGACCACGUGGGCACAGACACGGGUACAAAGUACCCUGCAGUCACUGUAAUCUGAUUACUACUGGACUCUGCCACCGUGAUAGUCACUGGACAGUCAUACGACGUCCCUGCUGUCUAGCCAGUGCUUGUCUUGAUUUUAACAUUUUAUUUCUGUACACAAGACAUUCACGAAGGACCAUUACGUAAGGAAUAGACGACACCCAAUAAUGGCAGAUGCAGCUCUUGACGAAGUGGUGCAGACUAUUGGGGGUGUAUGGGUACUUGUCAGAAAUGAAAACCUGGAUGAAUACUUGAAAGAAAUCGGUGUGAACUUUGUAUUGAGGAAGUUGGCAGCGGCGGCUAGUUCAACCAUGACCAUCACACGCGAGGGCAACCAGAUACGUAUCGUCACCAAAGGCCCUAAAGAUACUGACGUCAUCUUCGAGCUCAACAAGGAGGUUUUGUCACAUGACCCCAAUGAUAACGAAAUGAAGGCGACUGUAACGUGGUCUGGCGGUAAACUUACGACAGAUUCCGAACCAACGGAGGGGUCAAAGGGCAAGGCCACUUUGGUGGAACGAUGGAUAGAAGGGGAGGAACUGAUAAUGAGUGUUAAAGUCAACAAUGUGGUGAUGAAAAGGAUAUUUAAGAAGAAGAGUUAAACAGUCUCGGCGAUAUUUAGGUUACGUUUGACUGUAGGACAUUGAAACUAUUUUUCUACUUGAAUCAAGCACAUUGACACUUUAAAACUUACAAACUACUCUCACGUGCCGUGUGGACUUGUCGACAUGCCUUUAUGAGGGUGUUUUUAUUAAUAUUAAAUUAGCGAGACCAUAACUAAUGUAUAAAAUCAUUGUUGAUGUUUUUGCCGAUUUUACACAUAUUAAAUUUGAGUUUGUUUACAUGAUAUAA
Messenger RNA from Ylistrum balloti, 929 nucleotides. RefSeq names its product fatty acid-binding protein 9-like. The coding region runs from base 245 to 679 and encodes 144 amino acids. The record is from RefSeq and is a predicted model, not a curated record. Gene Ontology annotation, molecular function: fatty acid binding. Gene Ontology annotation, cellular component: cytosol; nucleus. The transcript is spliced from 4 exons. Lineage: Eukaryota; Metazoa; Mollusca; Bivalvia; Pectinida; Pectinidae. Gene Ontology annotation, biological process: fatty acid transport.